AUGCACAAACCAACAGAUUUCAAUGGUCUUACUCGAGUUAUCAGCGCCUUACUCAUUUCGAUUACUUCUUUUUCAGAUGCACUGAAGCCACCUAGUUAUCUCCCUCAUCCUAACCCAACCAAGUCUUUCUGGCUAUAUCCGCCAUCGACAAAUCCACUGGGCGAAGUAGGAAGCACAGGCGAGCUGACUUCGAGUGCACACGUAUGCAUCAUUGGGAGCGGUAUCACAGGCGUCGGUGCUGCAUGGCAUCUAGCCAACCAGCUAGGAUCUCAGAACGUUGAGACGAAGAAGAAGAUCGCGGUGCUGGAUGCUCGUGAGUUCUGUUCAGGAGCUACUGGUAGGAAUGGCGGACACCUGACGCCAACUCUAUUUUACGCCUUCCGGGACCGAGAACGGGCGUAUGGCACGGACGAAGCGCGAAGAUCAUAUCGAAUUGAGCAGCAUACUGCCAAUAGCCUCCUCGACUUCAUUAGAGCAAAUAAUUUAGAAUCGGAGGUCGACCUCUUCGAAGGUGGCCACCUAAGCGUAUUCCGGACUGCUGAAGAGGCGGCUGGUGCGAAGGCUGAUUGGGAAGCUGCCAGGAAAGCAGACGUCGACAUGGGCGACGUGGAUGGGCAUGGGGGUGUUCGAUGGCUUGGGACAGAGGAACUCGUGGAGAUCUACGGAUUCAACCCGGAACUCAACUACACUGCUGCUUGGUUUAGCGGACACAACCUCUGGCCAUGCAAAGUCGUGACGAAACUCUUCGAAGAUGCACAAAAGCAAGAUAAUUUAGACAUCGCGCUGCACACGAAGACACCCGUAACGAGCAUAUCUAAGCUCGAUGAUGCACGGUGGAAUCUACACACCCCGCGAGGCGAGGUCGCCUGCAACUACGUCGUCCAUGCCACAAACGCAUAUGCAGGCCACCUAUUACCGUUCCUCCGAGGACAGACCCCCGAUAUAGACUACAUAGGCAGCCAAGUUCCCCUUUCCCUCCGACCACGAGCUGCCUUUGGCAUCGUUCCAACUCGAGGCCAAGUCGGCGCCGUCCAAGCAUCCGUCGACUCUCAGACCCUCAAAUGGAAGAACUCAUGGGAUGGCGGCGCAGGGUGGGAGUACUGGUUCCCGAGAUACCAGGAUGUCGAGUCGCAUGCAGGCCAUCGUCCACUGAUCAUCCUCGGUGGCGGCCGACAGCAUUCCGGUGAACAUCUCGAGCAAGGGAUCACGGAUGAUAGUGUGCUGAACGAGAGGGUUGACAAGGCGCUCAAGUCGCUCUUACCGCGGCUGUUCCCGCAUCAGUUCAAACAUGAAGACGCGGAACAGGCUUGGGAGAUGCAGUGGACAGGAAUUAUGGGCUUCACGAACACAGGAGAACCUUUCGUCGGUCCUGUCCAACCUCUGGCCUACUCAUCGAACCUCUCGGUGAAGAACCCUUACGAAGGCCAAUAUAUCGCUGCUGGAUUUACCGGGCACGGUAUGACUCGGGCAUUCGCGUGUGUUGAAGCCGUUGCGGGUAUGAUCGUCGCCAAGAUUCGAGGCGAGGAGUGGGCUACGCCGGAGUGGCUGCCGAGCAGAUAUCUGACGUGGGCGACAGAGCCGUGA
This is a messenger RNA of Cyclocybe aegerita, 1584 nucleotides long. The record is from the annotation of a GenBank genome assembly. NCBI's taxonomy places the organism in Eukaryota, Fungi, Basidiomycota, Agaricomycetes, Agaricales, Hemipholiotaceae.